Messenger RNA from Rhizoctonia solani, 5799 nucleotides. Its product is annotated as translational activator gcn1. The record is from RefSeq and is a predicted model, not a curated record. Gene Ontology annotation, biological process: cellular response to amino acid starvation; regulation of translation. Gene Ontology annotation, cellular component: cytosol. Gene Ontology annotation, molecular function: protein kinase regulator activity. The transcript is spliced from 23 exons. NCBI's taxonomy places the organism in Eukaryota, Fungi, Basidiomycota, Agaricomycetes, Cantharellales, Ceratobasidiaceae. Bases 1 to 5799 code for a protein of 1932 amino acids.
AUGAGCAAAGCCGAAAUUCAUUCUUGGGUCAGCACUGCCCAGCAUGAAGAUGCUAGCGAUGAUGGGCAAGAGACCGUGGAUGUUGCUUCAGUGGCCAUAAACGAAGAAGAGGACUGGGCUCAUUUUAUGGUGAUAGCACAGAGGAGACUAUUGGGCGAUGGAACGCUACUUGCCCAUUUCUUCUCUUCAUUGUCCUAUCCACUCUCGCCAGCCCUAUUCACGCGCGUUCUCACACCUGCAAUAAAUGCUACAAAAUCCACCAAUCCAGUCGCCCGCUCUGGAUCCAUCCAGGUGGUAAAAUCUCUCCUCGCUCCUUCUACUCCCAAACCACAGCUUCCAGGAUCUCCGCCCAACACAUCUCCAACGACCAACUCAGAGGAGAUACAUGCACAAAACAUUCAGGCCGCACGGGACCUCAUUCUUGUCCCGCUUCAGACUGCUAAAACGACCAGCGCAGAUCAUCGCGCGACAUUAGGUGCCAUUUCUUCUGCAUUACCUAAAUCACAGGGGAAAACGAUUGACGUAUUAAGUUCGGUUGUCCCUGGCGUCGCAAAGGAUGGGAAGGAAGAUGGAUGGCCUCCGGUAGGAGCUUUGUUGAAAAGAGAUACCAAAAGAAGUGGUCACGCACUUACCAAAGAGAUGGGAAGUUCCAAAAUACCAGUUCGGCGAGCGGCAUGCGGCGGCUGUCGGAAUGCACUUUGGGAGCUUGCAAGCCAGAACGAAUCGUGGACUCCGGCUGCUGCUUCAUGCCUUGUUGCCCUUUCUCCGGCUUUUGAAAACAAUCUGAAAACGGCAUCGGCGACGCCGUUGAAUCUUCCUGCUGGUCCGUUAGAGGGCUAUGUUGCUGCGAUAGGGUUCGCGAAAGGUGGAAAGGAUGGGAUCGGUAUGUCUUUCUCGAAUACUGGUUAUCGUUUUGUAACACCGUGUGGCGGGUUUAGCAUCGAAGAACCCAGUACUCACUGGGAUUGCUGGUACUGCUGCCAAACCCUCGUUUUUGCUCUGGGACAAGGUUUGGGAAAGGUGAACGACCCAGUGGAGGAAAUAUGGCUUCUUCGCGCAGCCAUUGCGACACUCGAAUGGUUCGAGGAAAGCAAUGCGAAAAAGGCCGAGGGAGUAAACAAUGCGAAAAAGGCCGAGGGAGUAAAAUCUGCUCUUGGAGGGAUUUUUGUUUAUUGCGCAGUCCGUUCGACCCAUCACAAUACCCGGAGGCUCGCACUCGAAAAUUUAUCAAAGCUUUCCCAACGCUUCCCGAAAUCGGUUAUACCCCUUGUUGUGGAAGCCAUUGUCGCCGCAACCGAAACCAAGCCUAAAGCUGCUCCAACUACCAGCACACGAAGGCAUCCACUCCAGCCACAAAGCCUGCAGCCACCGUCAGACGAAGGUCCACAAAACACAAGCCGUCCCAAUCCUAUCACUAUUUUGCAAGCCAAGCUCUCUGCACUUUUGGCUUCCAUCACACCUAGUGCUGAACAUGUCGAAGAGCCAUUGAGGGGCGAUCUGGUGGUCGAGAUGGUGGGAGUUGCUCAUCGGGAUGCUGUUUCGACAGCUCUGGUAGAUCUUUGCUUACGCGCUAAAUUGGACCCUCAUAUUCUGGUGACGAGAAAGGUAGACCGACUUUUGGAGCUUGUUUUGCUGAAGCAGGGGGAGCAUUCCGAAGAAACUACAAAGAGUGCAUAUCGUGCGCUUAGCUCCAUCGUCUUUAUUGCUCCCUCGAUCGUACUUCCACACGUGAUCAGUGAGAUUCGGCAGUCCUUGGCUCCAUCUCAGGUCGAGGCACUAGGCGCGGUGGACUUUGCAAUUUGGAGGACUCCGAAGGGGACUAUGUUCCAUGACGUCCUUGCGAACAAAAAGGGGCCGGUGCUGAAUAACAAGAGCAAGGAUGCGGAUAUAGAAAAGUGGGAAGCCGAACUGCGCAAAACUCUCGAGAAUAAGAAGGGAGCGGCAACCAAAGCCUGUCGAAACAGGAGCAAGCCAAAUGACAUGUUGCGCGGUCUGGCAUUAAUCAAGAGCCUUGUUGCUGCUGGUGUCCCUGAACUGAGCGUCCAUGUUGCUAGUAUUGCGAAGCUUUUAUUGGACGGCGCGUUGAAGAAAGGAAGCUCCCUUGUAGGAGGUGAAGCUUUUGAGACGUACUUGGACCUGGCAAACAUGUGUUCAGACCGGUUGGAUGUUUUCAAGAGGUGGAUUGGGGUUGCGACCUUGCGUGUUUUUGAUGUUCCCGACGUGCCUGAAGAACUCAAGUUGGAGCCACUUGCUGGUCUUAUUGUUCGAGUACUUUAUCGACUUCGCUCUUUAUCCGAAAAGGCCCCUUUCGAUCCAUCAACAUACGCAUAUACGUCUCCAUUCAUCGACCAUGUUAUCCGUUCAGGGGGUAUUUCGACUGCAACUCCGGAGGAAGCACUCGAACAAGUUAGUUUAGCUAUGGAUAUCAUUCAAUUCCAUUGUGGAGAGUUUUCCGAUCCUGCGUACCCACGUAUAGAGGCGGCUCGUAGCCUCAUUCAUAUUAUUGGGACUGUGCCGAAGAUCGCUAAGAACGCAGUGUCGGCUCUUGUUGACUUGGGACAAUCCAUCUCUGCUAACGUCACAGAAGAGGAAACUAAUGUUUUACUACGGAGCACCCUUGCGCAAGAGGCUUAUGUUCGAAAUGCGUGCUUACAAGCUCUACAGCCGUUCGAUCUAACGGAAUUGGAUUGGUCUCCCGAAAUCUGGAUUGCUUGCCAUGAUGAAGACGAACAAAACGCCCGUCUUGCUCGUCAUCUUUGGGAAGAAUGGAUUAGAUAUUCCAAGUGGCUACAUAACAGAACUCCUGCCUUUCCUAGAGUCUGUGUCCACGCUCCCAGAAACAUUACCCCAAUUGAUGUUGACCCUGAGGAAUUCUAUCGCGAAAAGGCCAAGAUCCUUGCUCCAGAAUUUGACGAAUACGGUAUGGUCAUCGAAUCGAGUUUGGAUAGGGCCGAUCCCUGGCCAGCGCGAGCUGCAAUUGCGAACACCUUCCGGCACCUCGCACCUUACUUCACUGAAACAGAGGUCGUACCUUUCUUCGAGUUCUUGAUCAAGGAUGAGGCUUUGGGCGAUCGCCAUGCCGCCGUUCGGAGAAACAUGCUAGACGCAGGGCGAGGAAUCAUUGGAUUUAAAGAGUUUGAUAUCGUUGGUCGAUUGCGGCGUGCGAUGGAUGACAAGAAGCGGUUUGAGGCUCGCCAAGGAGCAGUCUUUGUCUUUGAAACGCUUUCAGCCACACUGGGAAGACUGUUUGAGCCAUACAUUCCACUUAUUCUUCCAUUACUUCUUGGAGCCUUUGGAGAUGGAACGCCAGAUGUUCGAGAGGCAACAAUCGAUGCUUCGAAAGUUAUUAUGGCGAACAUGUCCGGUUAUGGUGUCAAAUUAAUCUUGCCUACACUAUUGGAAACACUCGAGGAAAAGCAGUGGCGGACGAAAAAAGGUCUAUCGAAUUGCUUGGAUCCAUGGCUUACUGUGCUCCGAAGCAGUUGUCCGUUUCGCUACCUACAGUCAUUCCCCAGCUUACAAAGCUUGAAGCAGUUCGGAGAAGUUAUCAACAACCCUGAAAUUCAGUCAUUGGUGCCUACACUACUCAAGGCUAUGGUGGACCCCGACAAAACUUCGAAUGCAUUGACCAAUCUACUGAAAACUUCGUUUGUUCAUUAUAUUGACUCUCCAUCGCUGGCUUUGCUGAUACCCAUUAUCGUUCGAGGACUAAAGAGCGCUCAUCUGACACUAAACGAGCUGUCAAAUCGUUGGCAAUUUAUCCUCUUUGACCGAUUCAAAGGAUUUAUUCCAUACCUAUCACAACUAAUGCCACUUGUCCAUAUCGUUUUGGUCGAUCCUGUACCCGAAGCACGAGCAACGGCCGCGAAAGCGCUUGGAACUCUGAUCGAGCGUCUUGGAGAGGCCAAUUUCCCUGAUAUGGUCGAGAAUCUCUUACAGACACUUAAAACCGAUACAUCUGGUGUUGAUAGGCAGGGUGCUGCUCAAGGUCUCUCAGAGGUGCUUUCCGGCCUUGGUAUGGAGCGCAUGGAAGGUUUGCUGCCUGAAGUUAUUGCCAGUAUUAGCAGCCCAAGGCCCUAUGUUCGCGAAGGAUUUAUGUCCUUGCUUGUGUAUCUUCCUGCGACAUUUGGCCAUCGAUUCACCCCUCAUCUAUCGCGUAUUAUUCCACCGAUUCUCAGUGGAUUGGCAGACUCGGAAGAAAGCGUUCGCUCAGCAUCAAUGAAGGCCGGUCGAAUGAUUGUGACUAACUACAGCUCCAAAGCCAUCGAUUUGCUUCUUCCAGAGCUCGAGAAAGGCAUGUUUGAUUCUGGUUGGCGCAUUAGGCACUCUUCCAUCACUCUUGUCGGAGAACUACUCUUCCGUGUGUCCGGUAUCAGCGGAAAAGCAGAAAUCGAAGAGGACGAAGAGGAAGCUAUCGAUACUACCGCGGCCGAGAGCUCGCGGCGUGCGCUCACUGAGGCACUCGGCAAGGAGCGUAGGGACCGUAUCCUUGCAGCUCUGUAUAUCGUUCGUCAAGAUGCUGUUGCAGCCGUUCGUGUUGCUUCGAUUCAUAUCUGGAAGGCACUCGUCGCCAACACACCUAGAACUGUUCGCGACCUGCUCCCAACGCUCAUCGACCAGAUCGUCAAUCUCCUGGCAAGCCCAGAUUCAGACCAGCGCGAGACGGCAGGCAGGACUAUUGCAGAACUGUGCCGCAAACUCGGCGAAAAGAUCCUUGGAGAAAUUGUACCAUUGUUGCGCACCGCGGCUACUUCGCCCAAUCCUGCUACUCGCGAGGGUGUCUGCCUGGUUCUCACAGAAAUUAUGCUCAACACGACAGAAUCUCAGCGCGAAGGCCACGAAGCAGAAAUCACCGCCGCUGUUCGUGUCUCGUUAGUCGAUUCCGAACCAGCAGUGCGAGCCGCGGCAGCUCAGGCAUUCGAUGUAUUACAAGAACAUCUUGGUGCCCAGGCUAUCGAUCAGACUAUUCCAACCCUGCUGGAGGCGCUACGAGACUCGAGCGACAGUUCGGGUACGGCUUUACAAGCGCUCAAGGAGGUUAUGAUGGUAAAUUAUAACCCUAAAAUGUUAAGGUUGUUUAUUAACAAUACAUACAGGUCCGAGCUACAACUGUAUUCCCUGUUCCAUUCCAGCAAGCGAUUGACGGCCUUGGUCAAGUCUCUCGAAACGGAAAAAGACGAAGAGACACGAGAGGCAGUCAGCGAAGCUACUACUGCCCUACUUGCAUCGAUUUCAGAUGCCGAAGGUCUGAAUACAUUGAUGAUGCUCCUGCUCAGCUGGGUGAAACACGACAGCCCUCGCCGCCGCAUAAGCGCUCUCGAAUUCUUUGGUAUAUUUUGCAAGAAUACCGAGUUGGACUUUGAGAUCUACAGGGUAGACUGGAUCCGAGUGCUUGUCCCCAUGCUUGAUGACUCGGACGAAAGCGUGAUCGAACCGGCGUGGAACGCGCUGGACGAAUUCGUCAAAUCUCUCGGCAAAGAUGAUCUAGAGGGCCUUUCGGUUCCGCUCCGUCGUGCACUUGAAUCGACGGGUGCACCAGGGAGAUAUGUUCCUGGCCUCGGACUGCCCAAGGGCUUGUCCCCAUUACUUCCUAUUAUCUUUGCGGGUCUUACGACAGGGAACAGCGAACAACGCGAACAAUCAGCAUACGCCAUCGGAGACCUUGUCACACGUACUGAAGAAUCAGCACUCAAGCCAUUCACAACGCAACUCACGGGUCCCCUCAUUCGUGUUAUUACACAAGCGACGACCUAUCCACCAGCCGUCAAGAGUGCGAUCUUUGAAAGUAGACUCCGAUGA